Molecule: messenger RNA, 2722 nt
Organism: Stegostoma tigrinum
Lineage: Eukaryota; Metazoa; Chordata; Chondrichthyes; Orectolobiformes; Stegostomatidae
Gene: clocka
Product: clock circadian regulator a
Exons: 19
Coding region: 536-2659 (707 amino acids)
Biological process (GO): regulation of transcription by RNA polymerase II; circadian regulation of gene expression
Cellular component (GO): cytoplasm; CLOCK-BMAL transcription complex; nucleus
Molecular function (GO): E-box binding; protein dimerization activity; DNA-binding transcription factor activity, RNA polymerase II-specific
Source: RefSeq, a predicted model, not a curated record
GCUGCAGAGUCGCGGGCUCGGAUUGAACGUCUGAUUCCUAACCAAAUAAAAAUCGAAAGGACUGCGGAUGUUGGAAAUCGGAGACAAGCGGCGGGGGAAGGGCAAUAACAAAAAAAAUCCGAAACUGCCGGAGAAUUAGCAGGUCUGGCGGUAUUCUGAGGAGUGAAAUCAGAGCAGAACUGGAGUGCUCUCCACCUAUCCUAUUCGCCUCCCCCUUUAUUUCAGAGCCCCCCCCCCCCCCACCCGUUUUCUGAGGAAGGGCCCAGACACGAAAAGUCAGCUUUCCUGCUCCUGUGCUGCUUGGCCUGCUGUGUUCAUCCAGCUCUACACCUUGUUAUCUCUGAUUCCCUACGGAGCCAGGGCAACCGGCUUCAUUCAUUCGAGUGAGGAAGAGAAGAGGAGGGAUGGAGACGGAGGGUAUAGACUGAAUCUGUUGGUGGGGAGGAGAGAGAAAUGAAGUAAAGGUAAUUGACAAAAUAUCUAUCAUAAGAUGAAGUAUCUCUGCCAGCCGAAGCUACUGUAAGAAGGGAACAAAAUGAACUUAAGCUGUGCUGACAAAGAUGACAGUAGCAUUUUUGGGGUAAUGGAUGAAGAUGACCAGGACAAAGCAAAAAGGGUGUCAAGGAACAAAUCGGAGAAGAAAAGACGAGAUCAGUUCAAUGUGCUCAUUAAAGAGCUCAGUUCUAUGCUACCUGAUAAUACUCGGAAAAUGGAUAAAUCAACAAUAUUACAGAAAACAAUUGAUUUUUUACAGAAACACAAAGAAGUCACAGCACAAUCGGAUGCUACUGAAAUACGACAAGACUGGAAGCCUACUUUGCUAAGUAAUGAAGAGUUUGCUCAGCUGAUGUUAGAGGCAUUAGAUGGAUUUUUUAUAGCCAUAACAACUGACGGAAGCAUAAUACAUGUGUCAGAAAAUGUGACUCCCCUACUUGAACAUUUACCUUCUGAUCUUCAGGAUCAAAAUUUAUUGAAUUUUCUGCCAGAGGUGGAACAAGCAGAUGUUUAUAAAUUCCUGUCCGCUCAAGUAUUGGAAAGCAAUUCUUUGAUCCCAGAUUAUUUAAACUCAAAAAAUCAGUUAGAAUUCUGUUGCCACAUGCUAAGAGGAGCAGUAGACCCUGAAGAACCUCCUGUAUACGAAUAUGUAAAAUUCAUAGGGAAUUUAAAAUCACUGAAUAGUGUAUCUAGUUCUCCACGAAAUGGAUUUGAAGGAGUUAUACUAAAGCCAACUUAUGAAAAAAGGGUAUGCUUUGUAGCAACUGUCAGAUUAGCCACACCGCAAUUUAUUAAGGAAAUAUGCACUGUUGAAGAACCAAAUGAAGAAUUUAUAUCAAGACACAGCUUGGAAUGGAAGUUUUUGUUCCUUGAUCACAGGGCACCUCCAAUAAUAGGUUAUUUACCAUUCGAAGUGUUAGGCACAUCUGGCUAUGAUUACUACCAUGUGGAUGACUUGGAAAAAUUGGCAAAAUGCCAUGAGCACUUAAUGCAGUAUGGAAAGGGCAAGUCCUGCCACUAUAGAUUUCUUACGAAAGGACAACAGUGGAUGUGGCUUCAGACUCACUAUUAUAUUACUUAUCAUCAGUGGAACUCCAGGCCAGAAUUCAUUGUCUGUACGCAUACUGUUGUAAGCUACGCAGAAGUACGUGCAGAGAGAAGAAGGGAGCUUGGCAUAGAAGAGUCUCCACCAGAUGAUAUUUCUGACAAGGAUUCAAGAUCUGACACUAAACCAGAUACUGUCCGUGUCAAGGAGGCACUGGAAAGAUUUGAUCACUGCCAUACACCAUCUGCUUCCUCGAGGAGUUCGAAGAAGUCUUCUUCAUAUACAGCAGCGUCUGAUCCGACAUCAACACCCACAAAACGACUUACUGACACAAACACUCCUCCAUUACCGAAAGUAAUGUAUGGACAUGAAAGAACCCCCCACAAAAGGGCAUCACUGAGCAACCAGUUCUCACUACAGCUAGGGGCUAUGCAGCACCUAAAGGAGCAGUUAGAACAGAGGACACAGAUGUUGGAAGCAAAUAUUCAGCGUCAGCAAAAAGAACUUCGCAAAAUCCAAGAGCAGCUUCACCUUGUCCAAGGACAGGGAGUUCAGGUUCAGCAGACUUUGCAAAGUAACCACAGGCAACAGAGCUCACUUUCCAGACAGGAUGCUCUCACAACUUCUCACUGUAACACUAUGAUAAAUUCCCAGCCCACAACAGCCAAUGUUGGACAACUUACUCCUUUAUUCCAAAAUUCUAACCAAAGCUGCACAGUUACCACUCUUCCUCAUGACAGGUUUCUCCGAUUCCAAAAAGGCCAGCAACUUGUGACAAAGCUGGUAACUGCUCCUGCGAGAUGCAGUGCAGUUAUGGUUCCAACAACUAUGUUCAUGGGUCAAAUAGUGACCACUCAUUCUACUCUCAUCACUCAGCAGCAAGAAGUUCAGACUUUGCCAUUAACACAAAGUCAGCAUGAAGAAACUACCACAACAGCUCCACCACAGUCUCAAACACCUACCCAGCAGCUACAGCAGUGUCCACAGGAUAAGAUGGGCACAAAUUGUGUUUUUAAAAACUUAAUGAAAUUUAUGAAAAGGCUGCUUUACUGUUUUAUAAACAGAGCAUUCCUGAAGUCUGACCUUGUUUUCAUCUCAUUCAUCUUAAUUUACAACUGAAUUGGCCAAGACUACUGCAGUACAAUAUUUUUAUUUUAAAUUAAACUGUAGAACAUAAUGAUU